Molecule: messenger RNA, 3867 nt
Organism: Eupeodes corollae
Lineage: Eukaryota; Metazoa; Arthropoda; Insecta; Diptera; Syrphidae
Gene: ncm
Product: pre-mRNA-splicing factor CWC22 homolog
Exons: 2
Coding region: 115-3723 (1202 amino acids)
Biological process (GO): mRNA splicing, via spliceosome
Cellular component (GO): catalytic step 2 spliceosome
Molecular function (GO): protein binding; RNA binding
Source: RefSeq, a predicted model, not a curated record
CCGAAGCUGGUGCGUGCAAGAAAUAUAAGAAAACCACGCACAAAAAAAUAAACGUUUCAAAUUUCGCUAAUUGGCAUUUUUUUCAUUAAAUCAACUUUUAUUUCAUUAUAGAAAAUGGCAAAAAGUGAUUCUGAAAGUAGUUCAUCAUCUUCAUCGAGUGGCAGUGACUCCGAUUCUUCAUCAUCGUCCGAGGAGGAAGAAACUAAACCGAAAAAUUCUCCCUCGAAAAAAAAUCAUGCCACAUCAAACGAUGAAAAUGAGAAAUCACCAUCAGGUUCGUUAAAACAAAAAGCUGAAAAUUCAAAGAAGAAAACAUUGAAAAAGAAACAACCUAAGAACAAUUCCUCAUCAUCGGAAUCGUCGAGUUCGAGUUCUGAUGACGAUGAUGGUGAUGGAAGCAGUUCGUCGGCAUCGUCGUCGUCUAAGUCGUCUGGAAGUGAUACUGAGGAAGAAAAGGAAGUUAAAGUAUCAAAAAUGGAGGAGCUGAAAACUGUUAGUGAUGAAAAGCCUCCCAAGGAAGCUUCAGCUACUAAUCCGGAGCCAGAAGAAGGGGAAUUGGUGGAGCCGGAAGAAGAACCUUCCCCAGUCAUCGAAAAGCCGGUAAUUGAUCAACCGGUCCAACAAAUAGAAACGCCAACAGUUCCAGAGGUGGACAGUGCACAAGCCGAACUCCUAAAAACCACCGAUGAACCCUCAAUGGAACACAUUCCAGAGGAAAAGGCCCCCAAAAAUGAGUCUUGCCAACCUGAACAGAAAAAAGACACAACACCAAAAGAUUCCGAGCAACCUGAAGGAACUGCUCCCGAAGAAAAUAUUUCAUCAAUGAAGCCAGAAACUUCAAUUACAUUAGAAGCAACCCAAAACGAUGGAGAACCAGAGACAAAAAAGAAGAAGCUGGAACCGGUGACAGGCGAAACUCCUUCUAAAAUCGAGGUGGCCUCGGCUGUCCAAACAAAAGACCCUAAAUCAAAGGAAACCUCGACUUCAAAGAGAAGAGACCGUAGCAGGUCACCUGGCAGGCGAGAUCGAAGACGGUCCCGUGAAAGAGACGAACGCAGUCGUCGACAGAGAAGUCGCACUCGCAGCAGAGAUCGUCGCAGGCGUCGUAGUCGAACCCGCAGUCGCUCCAAGGGUAGAAAUCGUGAUAGAUCAAACGACCGACGUAGAGGAGGAGGAAGAGAAGGUCGGUCGCUUUCGAGAGAAAAGAAAAACGAACUCGCACCCAGCGAACCCGAAGGAAAUCCCAAUGAAAAAAUCACCGAACGUCAGCGUCGCACUGUCGACCUUCUGACUUCUCGAACUGGAGGAGCUUACAUCCCUCCAGCGAAGUUGAGAAUGAUGCAAGCCGAGAUCACCGAUAAAGCAUCGGCAGCUUACCAACGGAUCGCAUGGGAAGCUCUCAAGAAAUCCAUCCAUGGUUACAUCAACAAAGUGAACGUUGACAACAUUGGAAUCAUUACCAGGGAGCUCCUAAAGGAGAACAUCGUCAGAGGAAGAGGACUGCUCUGCAGGUCCAUCAUUCAAGCUCAAAAUGCUUCGCCCACCUUCACCCAUGUCUACGCUGCUCUCGUGUCCAUCAUCAACUCCAAAUUCCCAAACAUCGGAGAACUGUUGCUGAAGAGAUUGGUGAUUCAGUUCAAGAGGGCGUUCCGACGAAAUGACAAGGCAGUGUGUUUGUCUGCUUCCCGUUUCGUUGCUCAUCUGGUAAACCAACGGGUGGCUCAUGAAAUCCUUGCUCUGGAAAUUCUAACCCUUUUAGUGGAGACCCCAACUGAUGACUCUGUUGAAGUGGCGAUUGCAUUCCUGAAAGAGUGUGGUAUGAAAUUGACAGAAGUUUCCUCCAAAGGCAUUGGAGCUAUCUUUGAAAUGCUAAAGAACAUUCUGCACGAAGGGAAACUGGACAAAAGGGUGCAGUAUAUGAUCGAAGUUGUAUUCCAGGUGCGAAAGGACGGAUUCAAGGACCAUCAAUCGGUUAUUGAGUCCUUGGAAUUGGUCGAGGAAGAUGACCAAUUCACACAUUUGCUGAUGUUGGAUGAGGCCACCAAUACCGAGGAUAACUUGAACGCUUUCAAAUUUGAUGACAUGUACGCCACAAAUGAGGACAAAUACAAAGGUCUCAGCAAGGAAAUCCUUGGAAGCGAUGCAAGUGACUCCGAUGGAGAAGAUGGCUCCGGGAGUGGAAGUGACGAAUCAGACUCCGAAGAAGACGAAGAGGAAAAAGCUAAAGCAGAAUUAAUUAUUGACAAUACCGAAACCAAUUUGAUAGCACUCCGAAGGACCAUCUACUUAACCAUCAACUCCAGUUUGGACUACGAGGAAUGUGCCCACAAACUGAUGAAGAUGCAACUGAAACCAGGUCAGGAAAUCGAGUUGUGCCACAUGUUCCUGGAUUGCUGUGCUGAACAGAGAACAUAUGAGAAGUUCUACGGUCUCUUAGCGCAGAGAUUCUGUUCCAUCAACAAGACCUACAUCGAGCCAUUCGAGGAGAUCUUCAAGGACACAUAUCAGACAACCCAUCGCCUUGAUACGAAUCGAUUGAGAAAUGUAAGUAAGUUCUUUGCCCAUCUUCUCUUUACCGAUGCUAUUGGUUGGGAUGUUUUGGACUGCAUCAAGUUGAAUGAGGACGACACGACGAGUUCGAGUCGAAUCUUCAUAAAGAUUCUCUUCCAAGAACUUGCCGAGUAUAUGGGACUGUUUAAGUUGAACGAGAAGCUGAAGGACGGUGUACUUACAGAAACUUUGGCGGGUCUCUUCCCGAGGGACAAUCCUCGGAAUACAAGAUUUGCUAUAAAUUUCUUCUCUUCCAUUGGUCUCGGAGGUCUGACAGACGAUUUGCGGCACUUCUUGAAGAAUGCACCAAAGAAUGUCCCGGCGAUUAAUUCGGAGCUACUUGCAGACAAAGUUGAUGUUUCGAGUUCCUCGUCAUCGUCGUCGGCAUCAUCCUCUUCGUCAUCUUCAUCAUCGAGUGACUCGUCAUCUGAAUCUUCCUCGUCAGAAGAUGAAAGGCAGAAAAAGAAGAAGAAGACUAAGAAGGUUUCCAAGAAGAAACCUGUUGAGAAAUCCAAGAAGAAAAACUCCAAGCCAGAGAGGAAGAAGAAAAAAUCAAAAAAGAAACAGGAGUCCAGUAGCAGUGAGAGUAGUUCCAGCAGCAGCAGCGGCAGUAGCAGUGAAAAUUCCAGCAGUAGCAAUGAAAGCAGUAGUGAAGAUGACAAGAAAAACAAAAAGAAGAAGAAGGAAAAGGAAAAGCGAGAACAAAAGAAAAAGACCAGCAGUCAAAAAGUUGAAAUUGAUAAAAAGGAUAAGAACAGAAAAGAGAAGAAAUCACCAGAAGUUGAAAUUGAGAGAGACCAUAAACAGCGCGGUGAAAGAUCAAGAAGGAGGGAGGAAUCUGCCGAGAGGAUGUCUAAUGGAAGAUCAACAAAUGGACAAGGACGAGGAGAAAGAGAACGAGAUAGGGAAAGAAGACAAGACAAUGGAAGACGCGUUGAAGAAGAGAAUAAUUCUCGCGGAAGAGGCGACCGGCGAGAGAACAAGAAGGACAGAUCUCCUGUUGAAGAUCGAAAUCGUGAUCGUGUUCGAGAUGGUGAUCGUGAGCGAAAUCGUGAGCGGGAUCGUGACCGGAAUCGUGAACGUGAUCGAGACAACUACAACAAAUCAACCAAAACUAAUCGCGACUAUCGGCCGUCAGGUAAGUCACGAAAUGGAUCAAAAGAAAGGGGAUAAACAAUUUUUGUUCAAAUAGAAUUAAAAAGAAAAAAAAUAACCCUGAAAAUAUUAAUAAAUUGUAAGAUACAUUUUAAUAUGUUUUAAAAUAACAGAAAAUGUCUUUAAAUAAGUUUGAUAAAAUAAAAAAAAAUUCACACUUCU